This is a messenger RNA of Equus caballus (horse), 2414 nucleotides long. It is a transcript of the gene GSR, whose product is annotated as glutathione-disulfide reductase. NCBI's taxonomy places the organism in Eukaryota, Metazoa, Chordata, Mammalia, Perissodactyla, Equidae. Gene Ontology annotation, cellular component: mitochondrion; cytosol. Gene Ontology annotation, molecular function: flavin adenine dinucleotide binding; glutathione-disulfide reductase (NADPH) activity; NADP binding. Gene Ontology annotation, biological process: glutathione metabolic process; cell redox homeostasis; cellular response to oxidative stress. The record is from RefSeq and is a predicted model, not a curated record.
UGCACUUCCGCCUGCAUGGCCCUGCUGCCGCGGGCGCUGGGCGCGAGCGCGGGCACGAGCUGGCUGCGGGCGGCGCGCGCCCUCCCCGGCUUCCCGCUGGUGCAGCGCCGGGCCGCCCUCGCACUCGCCCUAGCCCGCGCCAUGGCCUGCAGGCAGGAGCCGCAGCCGCAGGGCCCGCCGCCCGCCGCCGGCGCCGUGGCCUCCUACGACUACCUGGUGAUCGGGGGCGGCUCGGGCGGGCUGGCCAGCGCGCGCCGGGCGGCAGAGCUGGGCGCCAGGGCCGCCGUGGUGGAGAGCCACAAGCUGGGCGGCACUUGCGUGAAUGUCGGAUGUGUACCCAAAAAGGUUAUGUGGAACACAGCUGUCCACUCUGAAUUCAUUCACGAUCAUGUUGACUAUGGUUUUCAAAGUUGCGAGAGUAAAUUUAAUUGGCGUGUUAUAAAGGAAAAGCGAGAUGCCUAUGUGAGCCGUCUGAACACGGUCUAUCAAAAUAAUCUAACCAAGUCCCAUAUAGAAAUCAUCCGUGGCCAUGCGGCAUUCACGUCUGAUCCCAGGCCCACGGUAGAGGUCAGUGGGAAGAAAUACACUGCUCCACACAUCCUGAUUGCCACAGGUGGCAUGCCCUCACGUCCUCAGGAGAGCGAGAUCCCCGGUGCCAGCCUAGGAAUAACCAGUGAUGGAUUCUUUGAAUUGGAAGAAUUGCCUCGCCGCAGUGUCAUUGUUGGUGCGGGUUACAUUGCUGUGGAGAUAGCUGGGAUCCUUUCAGCUCUGGGUUCUAAGACAUCGCUAAUGAUACGGCAUGAUAAGGUACUUAGAAAUUUUGAUUCAAUGAUCAGUUCAAACUGCACUGAAGAGCUGGAGAAUGCUGGCAUAGAGGUCCUGAAGUACUCACAGUUAGCACGUUUUAUUUGCCAACAGGUCAAAGAAGUUAAAAAGACUUCCUCAGGCCUGGAUGUCUGCAUGAUUACUUCAGUUCCCGGUAGGAAACCCACCUUGACCAUGAUUCCAGAUGUUGACUGCCUGCUCUGGGCCAUUGGGCGGGACCCAAAUUCCAGGGACCUGAAUUUAAACGCACUGGGGAUCCAAACUGAUGACAAAGGUCAUAUCCUAGUAGAUGAGUUCCAGAAUACCAGUGUCAAAGGUGUCUACGCAGUGGGGGACGUGUGUGGAAAAGCUCUUCUCACUCCAGUUGCAAUAGCUGCUGGCCGAAAGCUUGCCCAUAGACUUUUUGAAUGCAAAGAAGAUUCGAAAUUAGACUAUGACAACAUCCCCACGGUGGUCUUCAGCCACCCCCCUAUUGGGACAGUGGGCCUCACGGAAGAUGAGGCCAUUUAUAAAUAUGGAAAGGAAAAUGUGAAGACCUAUUCGACCUCCUUUACCCCAAUGUAUCAUGCAGUUACCAAAAGGAAAACAAAAUGUGUGAUGAAAAUGGUUUGUGCCAACAAAGAGGAAAAGGUGGUUGGGAUCCAUAUGCAAGGAAUUGGGUGUGAUGAAAUGCUGCAGGGUUUUGCUGUGGCAGUGAAAAUGGGAGCCACAAAAGCCGACUUUGAUAAUACGGUUGCUAUUCACCCUACCUCUGCAGAAGAACUGGUCACACUUCGUUGAGAACCCAGAGGCAGCUGGACCAGUAGACCUUCUGAUAUGAACCAAAUAAUCACGUUUACUUACGUUCUCGUUUUAUGUAUUUUAUUGUAAUCAGAAUCUUCUGAUGGUGGAAAUGUUCAGUAAAUAAUAGAACUUAUUUAUGUAAUCGGAAAUUUGUUUUGUGUUCCAAGAUUGAUUUUCAUUUGAUCGCAUCUCACAAUAAUUAAUAUUUUUCAGUUUUUUAUGAACAGCUCUGUACUGCCUGGUUUUUUGUUUUGUUCUGUUUUCUUUUUGUUUCAGCCUCCUCCCAAGUAUAUAACUAUGUGAAGUACAGUUAAUUAAUGUACUUGAAUGAAUAUAGCUUGCUAAUUUUUAUAGAGGAAGAUGACAGGAGCUCUUCACAUUUAAAUAAUAUGAGUGCAGAGAGUCAUUUUAUUCUAUUUUUUUUAAGCCAGUACUGUGCUCUAUGUAUUGCACAGCUGCUUCAAGGAUGUGACCUGUCUCUGAAAGCAUAGAACGUGACAGGCCUGCCUCCCUUAUUUUAUUCUUUCUUUUGUGUUAAAUGACUAAGAAUUGUUUGUGUUACUUUCAUGAGAUGAAGUAUACCACACUUGGGAAAGAUUUGAGGAAGCUGGUUACAUAAGUGAGGGACAUUUUAGAAGUGAUUCCUGCUUUCAGGAGAGGGACUCAACUGCUUCCAAAGUCCCUUGCUCUGUUAAGAAUUCAUAGUUUGAUGAAUGGUUUCAAUUUGUGUGUGUGUUCCUGUCAUUUUACUUUUCUGAAAACUAUUUCCCCAAAUUUGAAAAUAAAAUCACAGCCUUUUCUUCUUA